Molecule: messenger RNA, 1277 nt
Organism: Oryza brachyantha (malo sina)
Lineage: Eukaryota; Viridiplantae; Streptophyta; Magnoliopsida; Poales; Poaceae
Product: extensin-like
Exons: 2
Coding region: 49-1050 (333 amino acids)
Source: RefSeq, a predicted model, not a curated record
UGGUGUUCACUGCAACAGCACACUAGUAUUACUGUAGUUAGCUUCGCCAUGGGAGCGAGAUGGCCGCUCCAUGACGCGGCGCUGAUGCUGGCGGUGGUCGCUGUUGUGACGACGGCCGCUGCAGCGGCGGCGGCGGGGUCUGCCGGUGAGACGACGGCGGUCGUCGUCGGCGCGGCCAAGUGCGGCGACUGCGGCAGGAAGAACAUGGACGCCGAGGCUGCUUUCAAGGGCCUCAAGGUGGCGAUCAAGUGCAAGAACGGGAGCAGCGACGAGUACGAGAGCAAGGCCGUCGGCGACCUCGAUGGCACCGGCGCGUUCGCCGUGCCUCUCGACGCCGGCGUCCUCCGCGGGGGCGGCGGCUGCGUCGCCCAGCUGCACAGCGCGGCGAGCAACGGGCCGUGCCCCGGGCAGGAGCCGUCCAGGAUCGAGCCGCUGUCGGAGGGCACCUUCGUGGCCGUCGCCGGCAAGACGCUCUCCCCGUCGGCGGAGUGCGCGUCGGCGACCAUCUGCUUCCCGUGCCACCGGACCCACAUGUUCCACAAGAAGCCCGGCUUCAUGCACAAGAAGCCCAUGCCGGAGUACCAGCCUCCCUCGCCGGUAUACGGCACGCCGGCGCCGGGAUGCCCGCCUCCCACGCCGGAAUACGGCCAGCCGGCGCCGGAGUGCCCGCCUCCCACACCGGAAUACGGCCAGCCGGCGCCGGAGUGCCCCCCUGCCGACCCGGGAUACGGCCAGCCGGCGCCGGAAUGCCCGCCUCCCACGCCGGCAUACGGAACGCCGGCGCCGCCGGAGUGCCCACCCGCCACGCCGGAAUGCGGCCAGCCGGCGCCGGAAUACGGAACGCCGGCUCCGGCAUGCCCACCUCCCACGCCGGAGUACGGCGCUCCGCCACCGACAUGCACCACUCCCACGCCAGAGUACGGCACUCCGGCGCCGGCAUGCCCUCCUCCGACGCCGGAAUACGGGAUGCCGACGCCUUGGCCCCCUGUCAGUCCGGCGUACGGCACGCCGUCGCCGACGCCGAUCUACCGUCCGCCGGCGAGCCACUGAAGGAGCUAGCUAGUCCACUGCUGCUGCUCCAUUUCGCUCCACUAAAUAAAUUGAUGUAUUUCUAGCUAUAGCUAAAAUCUAUCUGUGUGUCUCUUGCUACUUGGCAUUUGGUAUCUCUGAGAUGCUUUCCAUGGAGAUGAUGAGUGAUUUAGUGCUGUGGAUGCAUUAAUGUUUAUGGCAGAUUUGGAAAUGUACUUGCAAUGAAUUAAUGUUGAGUUUAAAAUGUC